AUGCUCGCCUCCAAAGCAUCCUUCCCGCCGGUAAUCAACACCUCCAACAUGCCUCCCGGCGGUGGCCCUCCUUCGGCACUUCCCACGCCACGACGACUGCCCGCGAUCCAAAAUGCCAGCCAGAACUUCGCCAGCCCGACCGAGUCCGAGUUCUCAGAUCCCGAAGGUCCUGACUCCGUUAAGAACUGGGACGAGGACAAGGUCUGCGAAUACUUGAGGAGUGUCAAGUGUGGCGAAUAUGAGAAACUCUUCCGGAAAAACAAUAUCAAUGGCGAGAAUCUACUGGAGAUGGACAAGGAAGUACUGAAAGAGAUGGGCAUUGACAAGGUUGGUGACCGAGUUCGACUUUUCUUGGGCAUCAAGAAGCUGCGAACCAAGGCAUACGCGAACCAGAAGAAGAGGAAUAGGGAUUCCUUCGGCGGCCUAGACACACAUGUCACAUCUCCCGGCAUGACGAUUCGCCCCGCGAUGUCUCGAUCAGGCCCCAGCACGGCAUCGAUGAACAAGCGAUUCUCAAGACAGAUUGACCCCUCCAUGAAUUUCAACGACAUCAUGAAACAGGGCAAUUCUCGGCCGUCUUCCCCUCUGCAGAGCGCGACUCUGCGCCAGCCACGACACCCUCAAGGUUCGGGUUACACACCUACUUCAUCCAGGCACCAGGGCUCCGGCGAUGCCCAACCUGGCCAUCUGGUACCGACCCAUACAAGGAACAACUCGAGUAUGGAUGGUUCAUCGCUGAUGGCUGCCUUACCACAGAAUCAAGAUGUUAUCCGAGUCAUCUCGACCGGAGGCGUUACCAAAGUGGUCAAGAUUGCCGACUGCAACACCUGCGAAGAAGUCAUGCGAGUGACGCUACGGAAGUUCGCCCUGCGUGAAGACCACGAGCGAAACUACUGCUUCUGGGUUCUUGCGGGUAUCGAGCCAAACCCGCACCAAUGCAGACGCCUUGGUGAUACCGAGCUCUGGCGGAUCAUCAAGGACCAACGAAGACCAGAACGAAACCGCCUCAUACUACGGAGAGUCCCCGCCGCCGAGCCUGGCGAUGCCGAGCUGCAGCGCGCAGCAGCCAUCGCCUUACAAGAAGAGCAGCAGAAACAUUCACGGGCUCUUGAAUCUGUAGACAAGCGAAGUCAGUGGAAGGUGCAGAAGGUCCUAGGUGAGAAGUGGAAUGAGCAGCUACAGCAACCCCUAUCACCCCUAUCAUACCAGGAUCGAGAACGCAAUGUCAAUAAUGCAGCCAUGGAUCUGGAGCGCCCACCCUCCAGGGAGUCACAGUACCCUGCGCGCCGAAAUGCCAGCUUACGGCAAUUCGGUGGCCUGAGACCCCCAAGUGAGCUGAUUGCGUCCGACUUGACAUCAUACUUCCCAGAUCAUACACGAGAGGACAUUGACCGCACGGCUCGACUAUCUAUGAGACGUUCGACUCGCCUUAGCAAGGUCAACAGCCGUCUCAGCGUGGCCAGCAACCUUAGUUUCGCCUCCAGUGUCCAGGAUGCUCCCCCCAUUCCCACAAUCGCUGAUUCAUGGCUGCACGCUGGUAAUCAGCUCGCCAAGGUCCGCACACGGGACUCGCAGGGUCGCUUGCCGUCGAUGUUUAACAGAGACUCGAUUGCGUCAUCUAUGCUUGACACUCUCCAAGAAGAGGCAUCCCUGGAGCCGGAUCGUAAAUCUUACGUGUCAUUUGGGGAGAGCGGAUCUGAUGGAAACGCCCCCAUCGUCACUGAUCCUGAUGGCAACACGACAAGUACCAGUUUCUUUGAUGGAGAUUGUUCCACCAAUUCUGGUUCUUUCCAGGAGCUGAAGCAAGUCCUUACCGGCGAUGGAGAAGAUGUGGACGAGGAGCUCCAGAGCUUCCUUUCUGGAGAGUCAUGGGAUGACAACAAGUGGAUGAAGGGUGCCCUGAUUGGCCAGGGUUCUUUCGGCAGCGUCUACCUGGCUCUUCAUGCUGUCACCGGAGAGCUUUUGGCUGUCAAGCAGGUUGAGGCACCAGCACCCGGUGCCAACAGCCAGAGCGACGCCCGCAAGAAGAGUAUGAUUGAAGCACUUAAGCGUGAGAUCAGCCUUCUGCGGGAUCUUCGACACCCCAACAUCGUGCAAUACCUCGGAUGCAGCUCCUCCUCCGAGCAUCUCAACAUUUUCCUCGAGUACGUCCCUGGUGGAUCAGUGCAGACGAUGCUCAACUCAUACGGUGCCUUGCCAGAGCCCUUGGUGCGCAGUUUUGUUCGCCAAAUCUUGACGGGGCUGUCGUAUCUGCACAACCGUGACAUCAUCCACCGUGAUAUCAAGGGCGCCAACAUUCUUGUUGACAACAAGGGAACAAUCAAAAUUUCCGACUUUGGCAUCUCAAAGAAACUCGAGGCUACCAACAUUUUGAACGGUGCUAAUAACAAUAAGCACCGUCCUUCGUUGCAGGGCUCGGUCUUUUGGAUGGCGCCUGAGGUAGUCAAGCAGACUUCGUAUACCCGCAAGGCAGACAUUUGGUCCCUCGGCUGCCUAGUUGUGGAGAUGAUGACAGGAACACAUCCCUUCCCCGACUGCAGCCAGCUGCAAGCCAUUUUCAAAAUUGGCGGGGGACGCGCUUCACCAACAAUUCCCGAUAAUGCAAGUGAGGAGGCUCAGCAAUUCCUUGCUCAGACAUUUGAAAUCGACCACCAACUGCGCCCAAGUGCUGAUGACCUCAUGAUCAGCUCUUUCCUGGCACCCAUCACCUAA
Clonostachys byssicola is the source of this 2712-nucleotide messenger RNA. The record is from the annotation of a GenBank genome assembly. NCBI's taxonomy places the organism in Eukaryota, Fungi, Ascomycota, Sordariomycetes, Hypocreales, Bionectriaceae.